GCUCUCUGCUCAUUCAGUAAAGCUAGUAAAACAUAUCUAACCCGGAACCGGACGUGGCGAUAUAUCGCGCGUGAUGAUGACGACAUAAGUGUCAAACGCUGCUUUUCUUCGAUAACAUGCUUCUGUGAAAACUGAAACGCGAAGUCAUGGCUUUGAAUCAGCUGAAUCUACUGCGACCACUGCUGUGUCAGUCCCUGGCGCGGCAGGUCAGGUCUCCCCUCGUGGCCACCACCAGGGCCCGUGCACCGCUUCUGUACCCCAACACCACCUGCUACCCUGCUGCAUCCACCAGGUCGUAUGCCACCAAGAAGGCAAAAGCCAAGGCAAAGGGCCAGUCGGCUAAGGUGAAUAUUAAUUCAGCUCUGGUGGAAGACAUCAUUUGUCUGGAUGAGGUGAAGGAGAACAUGGCAGCUGUUCUAAAUGCACUCAAAGAUGACUUCACGCGCAACCUCAGUAUCCGAACCUCGCCAGGAGUUCUGGAUCACAUUGUGGUGACGACUCAAGAUGGGAAGUUUCCUCUCAACCAGCUGGGUCAGAUCUCCAUGAAAUCACCUCAGCUCAUUAUGAUCAACAUGAGCAGCUUCCCAGAGGCUACAGGGGCUGCCAUCCGUGCCCUGAGAGAGAGUGGCAUGAACCUUAACCCAGAUGCAGAUGGGACAGUCAUCAAGGUGCCCAUUCCCAAAGUCACACGGGAGCACCGAGAGAACCUCGCCAAGGUGGCCAAACAGUUCAGCAACAAGGCGAAAGACUCGCUGAGGAGAGUGCGAUCUAACGCCAUCGCACAGGUCAAAAAGGCAAAGGAGGGACACUCGGAGGACACCAUACGGCUUGUAGAAAAACAGAUUCAGCAGUUAUCAGACAGCAUUACAGAGGACAUCGAAAAACAGCUUGCAGCCAAGACCAAGGAGCUGUUAGGCUGACUGUGAUGGUCAAAACGACGCUGUUAUCAUUUGGUUAGAGCUGAUCCCACAGAUGGACACAUUAAACAGAAGCAUCACGUCAUUGUUCAAGUGUUGAUAAUUGAUGGUGACUCAGUCAAGUUAGCGAGCCUCCUAACAGGGGAACAAGUCCUGCAGCACACAUUUUGGUACUCCUGGCACAAACCGGGAUUUGGGUCCUGCUCACAUCACUGGCAAAGAUCUGCUCGUGGCUCCUGGGUGAUAUGUGUUUAACCAUCAGUGCAUAAACACAAAUUGGCACGGAAACAGCAACAACAACAGAUUUCCAGUCACCUCCCUCCUCCCUUGUUACUCUUCCUGUCUUCAAACAAACAUAGAGAGAGGGACGAAUGGGCUUUUAAUGGGAUUUGCGGACCUCCUCCUAAUCAAACCCGUUGCCACAAGGGCCGUCUGUUUAUAUAAAACAAGCGCACCCGUCUGAAUGUAAACUGGCUGCGGGUUUGUCUUGGUGGCAAGACCAAGAGAGAAAGGGAGAGAGAGUUUGUUCCAGAGACGCAGGAUAUCAUUAGCGUGUUGCCAAACAUUUGUUUCGCAUUGAUUCGAAGUCUGUUAAAACAUGCACUUGAGUUAAAAAAGGCCCGUGUCUAGGAUUGAUAAUAUGCCUGUUCUCUCGACAAUAAAGUCAGGAAAGCAACAUUAUUGAUGGACUCCAUUAAAGAAACACUGCUUUGUA
Messenger RNA from Scatophagus argus, 1632 nucleotides. RefSeq names its product mitochondrial ribosome recycling factor (gene mrrf). Gene Ontology annotation, molecular function: ribosomal large subunit binding. NCBI's taxonomy places the organism in Eukaryota, Metazoa, Chordata, Actinopteri, Scatophagidae. The record is from RefSeq and is a predicted model, not a curated record. Gene Ontology annotation, cellular component: mitochondrion. The transcript has 7 exons. Gene Ontology annotation, biological process: translation. Bases 147 to 920 code for a protein of 257 amino acids.